Poeciliopsis prolifica (blackstripe livebearer) is the source of this 2226-nucleotide messenger RNA. Its product is annotated as zinc finger protein 436-like. The record is from RefSeq and is a predicted model, not a curated record. Gene Ontology annotation, cellular component: nucleus. Gene Ontology annotation, biological process: regulation of transcription by RNA polymerase II. The coding region runs from base 73 to 2145 and encodes 690 amino acids. Lineage: Eukaryota; Metazoa; Chordata; Actinopteri; Cyprinodontiformes; Poeciliidae. Gene Ontology annotation, molecular function: RNA polymerase II cis-regulatory region sequence-specific DNA binding; DNA-binding transcription activator activity, RNA polymerase II-specific. The transcript is spliced from 6 exons.
AGCAGCUCCAGUAAACACAGCGGACAGUGGAUGACAUUUCCCCUGAAACAGUGAACCGUAUCGGGCUCAGAGAUGAAGGAGGACCCGGUGGAGAGUCCCGUUGAGCGGAACCACGCGGAGUUUCUGCGGGGGUUUGUGACCGAGAGGCUGGCCGCGGUGUCCCGGGAGAUCCUGGGGGCGGUGGAGGCGGUGGUGUCCGGGUAUGAGGAGGAGGCCUCGGGGUUCCGCCUGGAGAUCCGCCGGCAGAGGAACCAGCUGGAGCUGCUCCGGAACCAGCUGGACCAGCCCCAGAACCAGCUCCAGAACCAGCUCCGGAACCAGCUGGACCAGCCCCGGAACCAGCUCCAGAACCAGCUCCAGAACCAGCUCACUGUCGGGACAAACGAUUUACCAUCCAGCAAAAGCGAUGGAUCAGCUGAGGAAGAGGAGGGUGAUGAUUGUCUGAAGAGUCAGACCCAAACUGCUUCAUCAAGCUCUGAUGGAAGGAGUCCUGGCAGAUUUCAGGUCAGUGAAGCACAGAGCGCCAUCCACCUCAGCAUCCGCGUCCUGAAGGACUCCAGCAUCAGCAUCCUGUCCAAAACCGUGGUGAAGAAAUGUCCUCUGGUGUCCCUGAAGUGUCCUCUAGGCCUGCAGGAGUUGGACUUUCUGAGCCUGCUCCGGUCUGCUGUCCCCCAGCUGGCUGCAGACGACAAACCUUUUCACAUCUGGACGUUGGAUAAGCGGCGGAGACUUCAGCGUCUGACUCUGAGUACGGUGACGCCUGAGGAGAUCGUCAGAAACGUCAAAUCCACACGGCUCAGAAAGCCUACAGUCUACAUCAGACUCAAGACAAAGAAGGAAAUUCAGGAGGAAAUUCCUUCUCUUCAGAUGGAGAAAAGUUCUGCCAUGUUGGUCAGUGAGGAGAUGAGGAAAUCAUCACAACAACAUCGUAGGGAAACAGAAGAUGAUCCUCUAAUGACGUCAGUGUCAGGUGACGACUCCACGGCGCCUCCUGCUGCUCAGAUGGAUGGAGAUGCAGCUGAUGGGAAUGAAGGAGAGACAAACCGAAGCAACAGCAGCUGGAAACUAGAUGUCAGUGAUGAACGGGAAAAGCAAAACCCCAAGCUCAUGAAUGAGAAAGAAGAAGUCAAUCCGUCUGAAGACGUUUGGACAGAAACGGGUUUUUCCUGUAAAGUCUGUAAAACUGCCCAGAAAUCUGAGGUUGCUGUCAUUAAACACACCUGGAGACACAUGGAGGAAACAGGAAGUGUUUGUGGAGUCUGUGGAGAGUCAGGUGAGGCAUCAAAGAAUCGUUUUCAUAGUGAGCACAGAACAGAUGACUCUCAAGAGACAGCCAUCCCUGGACAGCUGUCCCUCAGUCUGAGUGACCCCCUGAAGGUCCAUUCAGGACAGCAACCUGUCCAACCUGAGGUCAGCUCGUUUGUGUCUGGGUUGCCUCUGGAGAACAAGCACAAACUCCGUCACGAAUGCCCCACUUGCCACGAGCUGUUUGAGGUGGAGACGCAGCUAAAGGCUCAUCACAGGACGCACAGGAAACGUAAAACGUACCUCUGUGGAGUCUGCGGCAAAUUCCUGAGCAGCAACAGAUCUUUGUCCCGCCACAAGAUGACGCACUCUGGAGAAAGACCCCACAGAUGCCAGAUCUGUGAGAGGGGCUUCAAGCUGGCUACCACUCUGAAGCAACACGAGAAGAUUCACAUGAACAGAGAGAGACCGUACCUCUGCGACGUCUGCUGCAAGAUGUUCCUGACCAGCAAGCAGCUCGUCAUCCACAUGAGGACGCACACCAACGAGAAGCCGUACCGCUGCGAGCGCUGCGGGAAGGGCUUCACCACCAGGGGGCCGCUGACCAUACACAUGCGGGUCCACACCGGGGAGACACCGUACCGCUGUCCUCACUGCGGCUGGUCCUUUAAACGGAAGACUCACCUGGACGACCACGUGGCGAUCCACACGGGAGCCAAACCGUACGUGUGUGGGAUCUGUGGGAAAACGUGCGCCAGGAGAACUUACCUCACCGUCCACAUGAGGACGCACAACGGAGAGAAACCGUACAAGUGUUCCCUGUGCGAGAAGGCCUUCACUCAGAGCCACUGCCUGAAGACGCACAUGAAGAGCCACAAGGCUGCACAGGCAGCAUCGUAGCACAAAGGACUCUGCACUUAUUUAUCUCAAAGUGUUUCUGGCUUUUAAAGCUGAAAUAUCUCCAAUAAAACUUAUCAGGAA